Antrostomus carolinensis (chuck-will's-widow) is the source of this 780-nucleotide messenger RNA. It is a transcript of the gene SRI, whose product is annotated as sorcin. Gene Ontology annotation, molecular function: calcium ion binding. Lineage: Eukaryota; Metazoa; Chordata; Aves; Caprimulgiformes; Caprimulgidae. The record is from RefSeq and is a predicted model, not a curated record. The annotation marks the transcript as partial. The transcript has 7 exons.
UAUGGAGGAGCCCCAGGAGGACCAGCAUUUCCUGGACAAGCUCAGGAUCCUUUGUAUGGUUAUUUUGCUGCAGUAGCAGGGCAGGAUGGACAAAUAGAUGCUGAUGAGCUACAGAGAUGUCUCACCCAGUCAGGGAUUGCAGGAGCGUAUAAACCUUUCAACUUAGAGACUUGCAGACUUAUGAUCUCAAUGCUGGAUAGGGAUAUGUCUGGCACACUGGGAUUUAAUGAGUUUAAAGAACUCUGGGCUGUGGUCAAUGGCUGGAAGCAACACUUCCUAAGUUUUGACAACGAUAGAAGUGGUACAGUGGAUCGUCAAGAACUGGAGAAGGCCUUGAUGAAUAUGGGAUUUAGACUGAGCCCACAGGCAGUGACUGCGAUCACAAGGCGAUACAGCACUCAUGGAAAGAUUACAUUUGAUGAUUACAUUGCCUGCUGUGUGAAACUCAGAGCUCUCACUGAAUGUUUUAGAAGAAGGGAUACAUCUCAGCAGGGUUUUGUGAACUUCCAGUAUGAUGAUUUCAUACAGUGUGUUAUGAGCAUCUAAAUCAAAAGGAAGGAAGUUGUGGAUGAUCACAAUUAACAUUCCAGUCUGUUUUGCUUUGCCAAAUCUUCCAACAACUAUGUAUCUCAGUACUGGAAAUUGCGUAUUUUAUGAAGAUAGUGCUUUGCACACUUGCAUUUUUUUAGUUUUGACAAUGACCAAUAACUAUUCACGUACUGUUGUCUUUAACUUUCAAUCUGUGACUAUUAAAGAUGUUUUUAUUUUCAUAAAUUUGCA